GCCCCCGCGUAGAGCCGCCUUGCGGAGCUCAGUCGAGCUGGGAGAGGAAUGCGCUGGGAUGCGGAGCAGCACCGACUGCAGGAAAUCGACGCAACAACUCGCACAGUAUGGACAGUAAUGAUCCGUAUUUACACCUCAACUCUACAGGGCCGAUGAGCACAACCCACACCCACCUGCCUUCCAUGGGUGGCAUGGUGGGCCACCCAUCAGUCAUCAGCACCUCCAGGCCCCUACCAUCUGCCAUGUCCACCUUGGGCUCUCCAAUGAAUGGCCUUGCUUCACCCUACCCAGUUAUUACAUCAUCUUCGAGCUCAUCCUCUGUAUCACUGCCAUCCACACCCAACAUGAACUUUGGUCCACUUGGCAGUCCACAGAUGAACUCUAUGAAUAGUGUUAGCAGCUCAGAGGACAUCAAGCCUCCACUGGGCCUACAGAACCUGGGAAACAUCAACUACCAGUGUACGAGCCCUGGGGGGAUGUCAAAACACAUCUGCGCCAUUUGUGGGGACCGUUCAUCAGGAAAGCACUAUGGUGUGUAUAGCUGUGAAGGAUGCAAAGGCUUCUUCAAGAGAACUGUCCGUAAAGAUCUUACCUACACAUGUCGAGACAACAAGGAGUGCCUCAUUGACAAACGCCAGCGAAAUCGCUGCCAAUACUGUCGCUACCAGAAGUGCCUGGCCAUGGGCAUGAAGAGAGAAGCGGUGCAAGAAGAGAGGCAGCGUGGGAAAGAGAGGGGAGAGAGCGAGGUGGAGUCUACCAGCAGUUUCAAUGAGGACAUGCCUGUGGACAAGAUCCUGGAUGCUGAGCUGGCUGUGGAGCCCAAAACAGAGACGUACAGUGACGGCAGCCCUGGAAACUCAACCAACGACCCUGUCACCAAUAUCUGCCAAGCAGCGGACAAGCAGCUAUUCACCUUGGUGGAGUGGGCCAAAAGGAUCCCGCACUUUUCUGAGCUCCCCCUCGAUGACCAGGUCAUCCUACUGCGAGCAGGUUGGAAUGAGCUGCUCAUCGCCUCAUUCUCACAUCGCUCAGUUACAGUAAAAGAUGGUAUCCUGUUGGCGACGGGUCUCCAUGUCCACAGAAGCAGUGCCCACAGCGCUGGAGUGGGCUCCAUUUUUGAUAGAGUUCUGACAGAAUUAGUAUCUAAAAUGAAAGAUAUGCAAAUGGAUAAAACAGAGCUGGGCUGCCUUCGAGCUAUCGUCCUCUUCAACCCAGAUGCAAAAGGUCUUUCAAACCCACCAGAGGUUGAGGGGCUGAGGGAAAAAGUCUAUGCAUCGUUGGAGUCAUAUACAAAACAGAAAUACCCAGACCAGCCGGGCAGGUUUGCCAAACUGUUGCUCCGCCUGCCUGCCCUGCGCUCCAUCGGGCUGAAGUGCCUGGAGCAUCUGUUUUUCUUCAAACUGAUUGGGGACACACCUAUCGACACCUUCCUGAUGGAGAUGCUGGAGGCGCCUCAUCAGAUCACAUGACACCAGUCUCUCUCCCCCUCCCUUGUAUAUACUCCCACAUUGUCAUCGAUAUGAAGAAAAGACUUGAUUCAUAUUGUAAAACAGCAUAUUUUGUACCAAGCAAAACAAUGUAAUUAAGAAUUUAAAAAGUAUUUGGAGGUAGUGGGGAGCGUGAGAUGGAGGUCUGAGUACACUGUCACUGAAUUCUAAUAAAAAUGUUAACAGAUUUUGUUUGUAACUAGAUGAUUUCAGCUGUCUGUUUUAAAAGCAACCCAAUGCAAUUUGAAAAAGAACAAUAUUUUAUUCAAAGAGGACUUGUAUAAAAAGAGAAUUCCCUGCAUUUCUUAAAACACACUUAA
Monopterus albus (swamp eel) is the source of this 1807-nucleotide messenger RNA. It is a transcript of the gene rxrgb, whose product is annotated as retinoid X receptor, gamma b. Gene Ontology annotation, biological process: regulation of DNA-templated transcription. The transcript has 10 exons. Gene Ontology annotation, molecular function: nuclear steroid receptor activity; zinc ion binding; sequence-specific DNA binding. The record is from RefSeq and is a predicted model, not a curated record. Lineage: Eukaryota; Metazoa; Chordata; Actinopteri; Synbranchiformes; Synbranchidae. Gene Ontology annotation, cellular component: nucleus. The coding region runs from base 108 to 1469 and encodes 453 amino acids.